UUCCACUACUACAUUAGCUCCAACGUCCUCUGAAGCUCAAAGUACAACAGCGCAGACCACAGUGCCUCUUGUAACCACAACUACUGAAGCUGUCACAACCACAAAUGUUAGUCCAGAAACCUCAACUGUUCUUUCAACAACAAUUUCUACAACUUUAGAAACUUCAACUGCACCUCCCAUGACCACAACUACAGCUGAACUCACAACAACUCAAGCUCCCACAACCACAGUUGUCAGUACUGAAACAACACAUGUUACUUCAACAGUGGUGCCUACAACUUCAGAAAGUACAACAGCAGAAACUACAGCUACAGCUUCAACAACCACAACUUCAUCUCCCACUACUGCAACAUCAGCUCCAACUUCAUCUGAAUCUCCAACUGCAACAACAGUUAUAACUUCAGAAACAACAACACUUGCUUCGACAACAAGACUUGCUUCGACAACAAUGCCUACAAUUUCAGAAACAACAAUUGCAACUGAAACAACAAAUGCAGCAUCCACAACCCCUACUGAUCUUUCAACUACUACAUUAGCUCCAACGUCCUCUGAAGCUCAAAGUACAACAGCGCAGACCACAGUGCCUCUUCUAACCACAACUACUGAAACUGUCACAACCACAAAUGUUAGUCCAGAAACCUCAACUGUUCUUUCAACAACAAUUUCUACAACUUCAGAAACUUCAACUGCACCUCCUACGACCACAACUACAGCUGAACCCACAACAUCUCUUGACCUCACAACAACUCAAGCUCCCACAACCACAGUUGUUAGUACUGAAACAACACCUGUUACUUCAACAGUGGUGCCUACAACUUCAGAAAGUACAACAGCAGAAACUACAGUUACAGCUUCAACAACUACAACUUCAUCUCCCACUACUACAACAUCAGCUCCAACUUCAUCUGAAUCUCCAGCUGCAGCAACAGUUGUAACUUCAGAAACCACAACACUUGCUUCGACAACAAUUUCUACAACUUCAGAAACAACAACUGCAAUUGAAACAACAAAUGCAGCAUCCACAACCCCUACUGAUCUUUCAACUACUACAUUAGCUCCAACGUCCUCUGAAGCUCAAAGUAUUACAGCGCAGACCACAGUGCCUCUUGUAACCACAACUACUGAAACUGUCACAACCACAAAUGUUAGUCCAGAAACCUCAACUGUUAUUUCAACAACAAUUUCUACAACUUCAGAAACCUCAACUGCACCUCCUACAACCACAACUACAGCUGAACCCACAACAUCUCUUGACCUCACAACAACUCAAGCUCCCACAACCACAGUUUACAACAGCAGAAACUACAGCUACAACUUCAACAACCAUAACUUCAUCUCCCACUACUACAACAUCAGCUCCAACCUCAUCGAAAGCUCCAAGUACAGCAACAGCUGA
Molecule: messenger RNA, 1396 nt
Organism: Ctenopharyngodon idella (grass carp)
Lineage: Eukaryota; Metazoa; Chordata; Actinopteri; Cypriniformes; Xenocyprididae
Exons: 2
Coding region: 179-1396 (405 amino acids)
Source: RefSeq, a predicted model, not a curated record